Myripristis murdjan (pinecone soldierfish) is the source of this 4348-nucleotide messenger RNA. RefSeq names its product frizzled class receptor 3a (gene fzd3a). The transcript has 9 exons. The record is from RefSeq and is a predicted model, not a curated record. Bases 560 to 2638 code for a protein of 692 amino acids. NCBI's taxonomy places the organism in Eukaryota, Metazoa, Chordata, Actinopteri, Holocentriformes, Holocentridae. Gene Ontology annotation, molecular function: Wnt receptor activity; Wnt-protein binding. Gene Ontology annotation, cellular component: plasma membrane. Gene Ontology annotation, biological process: canonical Wnt signaling pathway; non-canonical Wnt signaling pathway.
GAGGGUGUCGGUAGAGGGACAUUCACUCAUUGUUACCAAGUCGAGGAGCGGCGCAGACCCCGUUGCCACAUGUGAAAUUUGAGGAACAAUAUUCAGAUCCCAGACCAAAUUGUGUCCAUCACUGGCUGUCAUCGGUAUUUGCUCUCUUUGGUCAGAAGCAUCCUUGCAGUCAGCCAAUACCAGAGGGAGGAGUGCGAGCGUGAGCCGUUCUCGCACAUCACAGCGGAGACAUCUUGAAGGACCACAGUCUUUCAGGUGAUGGAGGUCUUAUGACACACUGCUGCCACCGACCAAAUUCCCUGCUGUGAUGGAUGCUGCCAGCCUCAACCAUGGCCAUGUUGGAUUACACCACCCAACCCAAACCGUUUCUUUGUGAGUCGAAGAGGAGGGAGAACUACAGACUACCAACCAAUCCCAGGCUGUUCUCAAGCUUUCUGCACCAGCAUCACCUUCCAAAUUCUACCUCCUGGUGAACGAACCUGAUGCUUGAAGCGCCAGACGCCACUCCCUAACUUGCAGUCCCCAGGUUUUUCCUCUCAUCUGCUUUUCUGCACCAGCAAUGGGUCUUCUGUGGGUUCUGUCGGUGUCCAUGUUGACAGCUUGCGUUGCCAUCCCGAUGGAUGCAGUGGCGGGCAGUCACAGCAUGUUCACCUGUGAGCCCAUCACGCUGCGCAUGUGCCAGGGCCUGUCCUACAACUCCACCUUCAUGCCCAACGUACUGAACCACUACGACCAGCAAACCGCCGCUCUCGCCAUGGAGCCCUUCCACCCCAUGGUGAACCUGCAGUGCUCUCCAGAGCUCAGGAUGUUCCUGUGUGCCCUCUACGCCCCGGUCUGCACCGAGUACGGCCGGAUGACUCUCCCCUGCCGCCGCCUGUGUCUGCAGGCCCGGAGUGACUGCUACAAACUAAUGGACAUGUUUGGUGUCAGCUGGCCAGAGGAGAUGGACUGCAACAGGUUCCCAGACUGUGAUGAGGCCUACCCCCGUCCUGUAGACCUCCUGUCUAGCUCUGACACAACUGAAUCCCCCAUCUCUGUCCAACGAGACUAUGGCUUCUGGUGCCCCCGUGAGUUGAAAAUCGACCCCGACCUCGGCUACUCCUUCAUGGGAGUCCGCGACUGCUCUCCCCCCUGUCCCAACAUGUACUUCAAACGUGAAGAACUGGCAUUCGCCCGCUACUUCAUCGGGGUGGUAUCCAUCGUCUGCCUGUCCGCCACCCUCUUCACCUUCCUGACCUUCCUCAUUGACGUGUCGCGUUUCCGCUACCCGGAGCGUCCGAUUAUAUUCUACGCUGUGUGCUACAUGAUGGUGUCCCUGGUGUUCUUCCUGGGGUUUCUGUUGGAGGACCGGGUUUCCUGUAAUGCAGCAAGCCCUGGGAGGUUCAGGGCAUCCACAGUGACCCAAGGCUCUCAUAAUAAGGCCUGUACCCUCCUGUUCAUGGUACUCUACUUCUUCACCAUGGCAGGAAGUGUCUGGUGGGUCAUACUGACCAUCACCUGGUUCCUUGCUGCCGUCCCCAAGUGGGGCAGUGAAGCGAUCGAGAAAAAGGCCCUCCUCUUCCACGCCUGUGCCUGGGGGAUCCCAGGAGCCCUCACUGUCACUCUGCUGGCCAUGAACAAGAUCGAGGGUGACAGCGUCAGCGGUGUUUGUUUCGUAGGACUCUACGACUUAGCGGCGCUGCGGUGGUUCCUGCUUGCCCCGCUGGGACUGGACGUAGUGGUGGGUGUGGCUCUGCUGCUUGCGGGCAUUGCAGCGUUGAAUCGAGUCCGCAUGGAAAUCCCCCUGGAGAAGGAGAACCAGGAGAAGCUGGUGAAAUUCAUGAUUCGUAUCGGCGUGUUCUCAGUACUGUACCUGGUUCCUCUGCUGACUGUCCUGGCCUGCUACCUGUAUGAGAACAGCUACCGAGCCAUCUGGGAGACGACCUGGAUCCAGGAGAAGUGUAGGGACUACCACAUUCCCUGUCCCUACCAGGUGGAGCGGACCAGCCGUCCGGACCUGGCCUUGUUCCUGAUUAAGUACCUGAUGAUGCUGAUUGUGGGGAUCCCCUCAGUUUUCUGGGUCGGCAGCAAGAAGACCUGCUUCGAAUGGGCCAGCUUCUUCCACGGCAAGCGCCGCAAAGAUGGGAUGGUCAACGAUAGCCGCCAGGUGCUGCAGGAGCCUGACUUCGCUCAGCUGUUGCUCAGGGACCCCAACACGCCCAUCGUCAGGAAGUCACGGGGCACCUCCACUCAGGGGACCUCCACCCACGCCUCCUCCACCCACCUGGCCAUGCUGGACGAGCCGCCCAGCGCCAGCACCAGCCGGGCUGGCUCGGUCCGCAGCGCCCGCUCUAAGAUGAGCAGCUACCACGGCAGCCUGCACCGCUCCCGAGACGGCAGGUACACGGCCUGCAGUUUCCGAGCUGCAGAGGAGCGACUACCCUAUGGCAGCAUGCCUCGCCUCAACGACCAAUCACAGUCCAGACACUGCAGCACAAAUCGGCUGGACAGCCUAUCACGGCACGGCUCCACUCAGCGCCUGGAGAGCCAGUCGCGGCACAGCAGUGUGAGGGACCUUAGCAACCCCACCCAAGCUGUUCACAGCGUUCCUGGAAACGGGAUUCACAGGGUGCUGGAGGAGGAUGGAGCCACGGCGUGAAGUGAAACAAAAAAAGGGAACGAGCUAACCUCCUUUUCCUGGGAACGUCCAUGCAGAUGUGAUGGGACUGGAUGGUUAUGAGUUAGACUGGAAAGGACAACUAUUUUCUCUUUUACAGAAGAGCCAAGGAAUGUGAAAUGAGCCACACUGAGCAAGACAGACGGGGCUAAUAGUAAUUACAACUGCUUUGUUUACACUUAUCCAAUCCUGUCAGAUGUGUGUAAGGUGGGGAGGCUGGACCGAGACGCUGCAGCUCACUGAUCACAUGAGCAACAUCCAGCCAAUCUCAUGGGACUGAAUUUGGAUUGGCGCCUUAAAAUGUCCACUCAGCUUUACCUAAUUCAGAGCACUGGGCUGAUCCCACUAAAUGAAGCCCUGCGAUCACUUCUGUCCAGUUUACAUUAAGUGUGGAAAAAAGAUGCUAUAACGUUUGGAUACCUGAUAGAUGAAGAUCAUUACACUCCACCACUUCAGUGGUGGAGUGUGUUUCCUCUUAGCGAACUGAAAUAAUUUCUGUAGAGGACACUGAGUGACAUUUUGAUGAAGGACAAAAUCAAAUGUCAUCAUGAGCCUUUUGCAACAGUCGGGAGGGCGAGGCAGGGUAUUUUAUAGAGACUUAUCAACGAUGUCAUCACUGCUUUUACACCUCUCUCUUUAGCUACUGAUGUCCCCGUUACUGUUCAGUUGCAUCCAACAGACUGAGUGGUUUGUCUUUGUUAAGAGGUGACAUGGUAGCCUCGUAGUGAAGAGUUAGUGCUGUGACAGGAGGCUCGCAGGUUCAAUCCCAGCUGUCAGUGUGUCCUUAAGUAAAGCACUGAAAUCCCACUUGCUCACUCAUGGUGUGUCGCCUCUGGAUAAGACUGUCAGAAAAGUGGAUAAAUGUUAAUAAGAAAAUGAAGGAAAUUUACCAAGCUGAAGUCGGCAGCAUUGUUUUGAACCUCCAUCACAUCUGAGGUGGGAAACACCACGUCCAUCGCUCCAGCUGCUGAGAUCCAGUCCUCUUGAAUACAUUUUUCAGUGAUGAAUCUGACAUGGUCAGUGUGCAUCUGGUGCACAGCAGCAGGCUGGAGCUGAGCUGGGCUGUCCUCCAUCCUCAAUGUGUUUUCUGUUCAACAUGGCUGCUGGGGAAGGUGGUCUACACAAAUAAUACAUCAGUUUAAGGAGCAUCAUGGUUUUAAGAAGCAGUGAGAGUACAGAAAGAUGUCAGGUCAUCUUCAAGUGUUUUAUUGACAAGCACUCUUUCACAGUGGUAACAUUUUUCCUGACCUUCCCUUUCCAAAAGCCUCAUGUUGAACACUGCUGUUUUACCAUGUUAUGGUAUUUUUUUCGUAUUUGGUGUCUUCAUUGCACUUCAGAUGGAUGCAGAAAUUCUGCAACAAUGUCUGUGACGGAGGGACAAAGACAUUUUUCUUGUACUCAGUCUGUGUGCUGUUGGUCAGCCAUUUUGAACACAAGGGCUGAAAAACAGGGAAAAAGCUGAAUCCAAACUCCUGCCUUACAGUUUGAAUACCAUAGGUAGUGUGUGCGCGCUUAUCGCCCUUAAAUUAGUGUAGGACUUCAGUUUGUCCCGUUAGCAGAAGUGUAUCCUUACGUGUACAGAUAAAUGUUAGCCCUGUUUCUUCUAGUGGCAAAAUUUGUGCAUAGAUGUAAAAAUGGAAUUUUUGUUGGCUCAUUUGUGAAAUUUGUAAUAAAAGGUUUUUUUUUCCUGUU